GCUGUCAGGGGGUAAAGUCAAAAUGGCGUCAGCAUCGUCGGAACCUGCGGAAAACCCAGACACUGAGCUGGAUGAGUUGUUGGACAGCGCACUGGAUGAUUUUGAGAAGACGAACAAUGCGCCCCCGGCCGCCAGCUGCGCAGCCCCGUCCGCUUCAGGCAGCGGGAAGCCGGAGAAGCCGCCCUUGCUAGAGGACAGUCAGUUCUUCGAGUCUCUGUUUGAGGGAGAGAUGUGCAGCCAGGCGAGGGAGGAGUGGGAGAGAGCGAUGGCCGAACUCGCCCAAGAGGAGCCCGAGCUCCUGCAGCACUUCCACCGGCUGUCCGAGGCAGCAGCGAGAGUGGGAACUGAUGUAGCUUCUCAGCAGGAGUUCACUUCCUGUCUGAAGGACACUCUCAGCGGAUUGGCUAAAAAUGCCGAUAACCUGCAGAGUGCGGGAUUGGCUGGUGAGGACCUCGCCAACACCCUGGAAGGGCUGGGAUUGGAUGAGAAUGGAGAAGGAGGCGGGGACGAGGGGAACAUCCUGCCCAUCAUGCAGUCUAUCAUGCAGAACCUUCUGUCCAAGGAGGUGCUGUACCCGUCACUCAAGGAGAUCACGGACAAGUACCCUGAGUGGUUGAGCUCCAAUCGUCAGUCCCUCCCCCCUGACCAGUACCGUCGCUAUGAGCAACAGCAUAAGAUCAUGGGAGAGAUCUGUAGCCACUUCGAGAGAGAGGGAGAGAGGGAAGGAGACGGAGGAGAGAACGGUUUUGAGAACAUCCUGGAACUCAUGCAGCAGCUGCAGGAUUUGGGACAACCCCCCAGAGAGCUGGCUGGAGAGGCGCCCCCCGGCAUGAACUUUGACCUGGAUUCCCUGAAUCUCCCCGGAGCCUCCGGCACAGGAGCGGCUGAGCAGUGUGUGAUCAUGUGACUCCCGAAGCAGCCAGUCAGAUGGAAGCAAAUUUUGGGGAAAGGGGUACUAGGGAGGGGAGAGAGGGAAGCGCCGCUGAUCUUUACCGAUUGCACCGCCUGCACCACACCGGGUCCCUGUGGGGUGUCUCAGCCCUCUGCCCGGUCUCUUUAAAUUCACAGCAGAAUCAAUGAAGCCCUGCCUCAAAGCGACAGCGGCUGUCAGCCUGCAGGGACAGCAUCUCUCCUCUGAUUUUCACACUGGGUUUCCACUCUAUAUGCAAUUACCAGAUUUCAGAUAAUUUACAAAAAGGCAGAAAUAUGACCCAAGUGACUGUUUGAAAUGAGGUGACAGUUGGUGAGAGAUUGAUCAGUUCUGACAGACGCGUUUCAGAGGGAAUCCCUCACUGCCUCCGGCUGCCACUGCAGCCUCUUCACUCAGUCGUCUGCAUCUCUGCGCAUCUCUGCGCAUCUCUCUGCAUCUCUCUGCAUUUCUGUGCAUUUCUCUGCAUU
Molecule: messenger RNA, 1398 nt
Organism: Megalops cyprinoides (Indo-Pacific tarpon)
Lineage: Eukaryota; Metazoa; Chordata; Actinopteri; Elopiformes; Megalopidae
Gene: pex19
Product: peroxisomal biogenesis factor 19
Exons: 8
Coding region: 23-907 (294 amino acids)
Biological process (GO): protein import into peroxisome membrane
Cellular component (GO): peroxisomal membrane; peroxisome
Source: RefSeq, a predicted model, not a curated record